ACGUCCAGCUUCCUGUGUUACCGCCCUUGGGUUGAGAAAUAGACGUCGCAUAAUUCAUUGGGGAGGUUCGUGUUAUCUGGAAAUUUCGUGGCCAGUUUCUUUGGUACCAGGAAAAGAGAUAGGUAGCCUCUCCUUGAUCUGGAGCUGUGAUCCCGAGAAAGACCAGUGUGGCCGUGGUCUGCUGUUCAGUGUUGCUUGGCGAGCUAUAGCCGGCACCAUGGCGUUGUCAUACAAGAAGGACCUGGACAAGUACAAGGAUCUCGAUGAAGAUGAAAUCCUCAGCAAACUGUCUGCAGAGGAGCUCAAACAGCUGGAGACAGCCCUUGAGGAGAUGGACCCUGAGAAUGCUCUUCUCCCAGCGGGUUUACGUCAGAAGGACCACACAGCUAAGAAAGCUACAGGACCAUUUGACAGGGAACGCCUCCUCAAAUACCUGGAGAAGGAAGCAAUGGAGUACAAGGACAGAGAGGAUGUAGUGCCCUUCACUGGGGAGAGAAAAGGUAAAGCAUUUGUUCCUAAGCAGACCCCAAUAGAAGCACAGCAGGUUGAAGUCACAACCCUUGAUCCAGAAUUAGAGGAAGCCCUGUCCAGUGCCACAGAUACAGAACUAUGUGAUUUGGCAGCAAUCCUGGGUGUUCACAAUCUGGCCACCAGUAGUCAGACUUAUGAUGGGACAGGAGCUACAGAGGGUUACAACAAUGUGAUCAAAGGGGAGAAGAUGAACCCAGUGUUUGACGAGCCUCCCAAUCCCACUAAUGUAGAAGAAACACUGCAGAGGAUAAAAAACAAUGACAGCUCUUUAACAGAGGUCAACCUUAACAACAUUAAGAACAUUCCAAUUCCCACACUGAAAGAUUUUGCCAAAGCUAUGGAGAAGAACACACACCUCAAGAAGUUCAGCCUGGCAGCAACACGGAGUAACGACCCAGUUGCUGUGGCGUUCAGCGACAUGCUGCGUGAGAACAAGACGCUGCAAAGUUUGAACUUGGAGUCCAACUUUAUCACUGGGGCAGGGGUGCAGGCUUUGGUUGAUGCAUUACGAGACAAUGACACCCUUACAGAGAUCAAGAUAGACAACCAGAGGCAGCAGUUGGGUACUACCAUAGAGAUGGAAAUAGCUAAAAUGUUGGAAGAGAACAACAGCAUAGUGAAGUUUGGCUACCGCUUCACCCAACAAGGACCUCGCUCCAGAGCUGCUGCAGCCAUCACCAAGAACAAUGACCUGGUUCGCAGGAAGCGAGUGGAAGGGGACCUGUAGGGACAGAGCCCAACCUGUCUCCCAGCAAUCUUGUUUCAUCUCACCUUGUGGAAAAAUUUUAGCCAAUGCCCUGGUCUCAUUUCACUGUGUGGAAACUUUAGUCUUGUGCCAAACUUUGGGGCAAGGCAUGCUCAACCAGAACAUACAUCUGAGAAGGGAAAUAACUGGAAUUGUCCUCUCCCAUACCUGUGUUCAUACUUUUGUUUAUGUUUUUAUUGAAGGUGCAAAUCUGAUUAGUUCUUAGCCAUUUCAUUUCUGCUGUACCUCUUUUGAGCCUUUUUAUAUGAUCUGUCCAGACUUUUUACUUUUUUUCCUUUUUAUACUGUGCUAUAAUCACAUGAACAUUAGCUGGUAACAGAAACAACAGCAGCACUGUAGAAACGGUAACUAACAUUGAGAAAACCCUGUAUUAAGCCCAUUCUUCCAGUGCAACUCCAGUAUUGAAGCAGCAUGAUUUAUCAUUCGAACGGUGGGGAUGGCUCUGAAGUUGGUGCUUGCAGCUGCGUAGACUUCAGGCUCAUAGAAUGAUGUAAUGCAAAAUCAAGCCGAUCUGUUUGAGCUCAACUUAUUGGCAAUCUCUACAGAAUAGCUUAGCCAUGAGUACUAGCCUGCAGCUCCUGUCUGAUUGCAUCAUGGUGCAUUAAAAGUUCUUGGCUUUAAUGUCACUGCGCAGAUCACUGAUAUACAUUUCAUGAGCCAAGUGGUUUGCAGGUGUUUAUCGCGGUUGCCUUUUAAAACUAGCGUGACUGUAGGGCUGGUGUGUGUAACGGUUUGUGUCUGUGCACAAGAUGUUUCUUAGUAAGUACUAGACGCUGGUCAUCCUAAGCAUCUUUUCUUAACUUGAUGUCCAAGCUGAUGGUUCACCUCCUUAUAUAAAGUGUAUACUGAUAAGUGUCGGUGCAUAAAGUUUUAUAUUGCGUUGCUGUCUUAUUCUAGCUGCAAUUCUUGUUUUGAUAUGGUUCAGAUCUUGAUGUUGGUUGUUCUAAUUGCUUAUUUCUCAACAUAAAACAUUACAUUUUUGAUAUUUUGAAUUAAAACUGGCAGUGAAAGGAACUGAUUAAACCCAGCCUACACUGAUGAGACUUUGACCUGCUCUUACACAUAAUGAUGUAAAUACUCAACAUGCUGGGUUUCUUGGAAGCGUAACCAUGCCAAAGACUAACACAUGCAGUGCUUAAAGUAUCAAUAUUGGAUGUAAUUCUUGGAUCAGGUUUUUGGCUUUGUCAGCUACAGUCACUUCCUCAUAGUACAGAUCUGGGAGGGGAGUCUGGAUUAACUACAAUGAGCUAGACUUUUUUUUUAUUUUU
Monopterus albus (swamp eel) is the source of this 2565-nucleotide messenger RNA. It is a transcript of the gene tmod2, whose product is annotated as tropomodulin 2. Gene Ontology annotation, cellular component: striated muscle thin filament; cytoskeleton; myofibril. The record is from RefSeq and is a predicted model, not a curated record. NCBI's taxonomy places the organism in Eukaryota, Metazoa, Chordata, Actinopteri, Synbranchiformes, Synbranchidae. The transcript has 10 exons. Gene Ontology annotation, molecular function: tropomyosin binding. Bases 218 to 1258 code for a protein of 346 amino acids. Gene Ontology annotation, biological process: actin filament organization; muscle contraction; myofibril assembly.